CCUGGCCUCGUUGCAGCUACCUCCCUUCACCCUUUGACACCUCCUUGUCCUGUUAUUCCUCUGACCCAUCGUAGUCUUCGCCUAAUCCUAACUCUCCUUGCACCUUCCCUUGCUGUAUAGUCGCUGACAAUAUGACCUCCACGAAGCGCCGAAUCGAGACAGAUGUCAUGAAGCUCCUCAUGUCGGACUACGAGGUUAAUCUAGUCAAUGAUAACAUGCGGGAAUUCUAUGUUCGUUUCUACGGCCCAGUGGAGACACCGUUCGCAGGUGGUGUUUGGAAGAUCCACGUAGAACUUCAAGCCGAAUACCCCUACAAGUCACCGAGCAUUGGCUUCAUGAACAAGAUAUUCCACCCUAACAUUGAUGAAUUGAGCGGUUCGGUGUGUUUGGACGUGAUCAACCAGACGUGGUCUCCUAUGUUUGAUAUGAUCAACAUCUUCGAAGUCUUCCUUCCUCAGCUUCUUCGUUACCCAAACCCCAAUGACCCAUUGAACGGUGAAGCUGCUGCUUUGCUCAUGCGUCAUCCCAAGGAAUAUGAAGCUAAAGUAAAAGAGUAUGUGCAGCGAUAUGCCACGAAGGAAGCCGCUGAUGGAGCAGAUGGAGAAGAUGAAGAUGGAGAAGACGAGGAAAUCAGCGACGUAGGCAGCAUCAGCGAAGACGGCGAUUCUUGAGCUAGACGCGACACCUCUCAAUCACUUUUCUCGCCUUUGGGCCCUCAUCGGCACCCCUCAUGUAUUUGGUAACCCGGACUUUCUUGUGUUUUGUAUCUUGCUUUCAGGCUCCAUGGUUUCAGUUCUUUGGAAAUACCAUGAUCAACGCUCUUCUUCACGACAAUUAAACCUCUCCAGGUCUCACGUUCCAGUAGCUUUUCGCGAUAACUAUUGUAAAUGUAUCCAGGUCUUUCCCAAUAGUUCGAGAAUAGGCCAUGUAUUUUUUCCAAAACUAGAAUGAAGAUGAUCAUUCCAAGGGCAAACGAAUACUGCAUGUUCAAGUUGGGCCUGGUGUGCUCCUGCUAGGAUUUGGCGGGGGAGGUACCAGUUCUCCCACUUUCCUCUGAAUAUCUGCAGCAGCCUUGACAAGAGAGUCUAUUUGGGUCUUGACGCUUUCCACAGUGACGAGCUUGGUUUUGCUCUGUUUUAGAAGCUCCUCCUUCUGCGCUAAUAACUCCUUUCUUCUUUGAUCUAGCCUUUGCCGUUCCGCAAGCUCGAAACUAAGACGAUUGAGCAUCAGUUGGUGGGGAUUACCCAGGACUUCAUCCAUUCGCGCUUCGCCGGGUGCAAGUCGCUUGAAUUCAUCAAGGGGAUAGAGGGUGAUGUCUUGAUACAUUGAAGCGAAUUGUCGACACUUGUCUAUCUCACGCUCAAGGUGACGUUUCUCAUAUAGCAAAUUUUGGAGUCCAAGGUGGGUUUGGUCCAUCUCCUGACGUGCAUCGCUUGUAGCCUGUUUGUGAACCCUGGUGGCUGCAUUGGCGUCGCGGUUGAGAGCUUUGAGACGUGCAAGAAGGGCACCAGCGCGAAUUCGGACGGCCUCUGGGCUUUCAGGAGACAAGGAGGGCGAAACGAGAUCACGGAGGUGUUGUAUUGCGAGAUCGUCUGGCUGCGGAGUCAUCGUACCCAUGGGUGAGACUGGGGACCGGUGGUGUCAAG
Coniophora puteana RWD-64-598 SS2 is the source of this 1646-nucleotide messenger RNA. Its product is annotated as ubiquitin-conjugating enzyme. Gene Ontology annotation, cellular component: nucleus. Gene Ontology annotation, molecular function: ubiquitin conjugating enzyme activity. Gene Ontology annotation, biological process: protein polyubiquitination; ubiquitin-dependent protein catabolic process. The record is from RefSeq and is a predicted model, not a curated record. The transcript has 10 exons. The coding region runs from base 132 to 671 and encodes 179 amino acids. NCBI's taxonomy places the organism in Eukaryota, Fungi, Basidiomycota, Agaricomycetes, Boletales, Coniophoraceae.